GAUAUAUUUAUUUGUUUGCCUACUUCUUCACCGUCAGAAGCUCUGCAGACGUUCAGAAUGAUGCUAUAUUCGAUAUUUUUGUUUUGUUUCGUGGCUAUAACCGCCGUUGGAUGUGCUGAGAUUGGGUCAAGGAAUUGGGACAUAAAAUCCAUGAAGAUAAAGAAAGGAGAUAAAGUGGAUCUAAAAUUGUAUUAUGAAAGUCUGUGCCCUUACUGCGUAAGGUUCCAUGUAGAACGUCUGGACCCCACAUUAAAGAAAAUCGGGUCUUACAUAGACCUUAAAGUUUAUCCUUACGGAAAUGCGGAGAGGCAUGAAAGAAACGGGAAGACUGUAAUCAUCUGCCAGCACGGUGAAAAGGAGUGCUACGGGAACAAGCUCCAUGCGUGCGCGAUUGAUAUUUUGAAGGAUAUUUAUGUGGCGGAACCUUACAUCUCCUGUAUGAUGAACGCUACGUGGGGAGGCGACGGAUCCACUGAUAAGGACGCCACACAGUGCGGAGAUUUAAUGAAAAUCGACUCGAAACCUAUCAAAGAAUGCGCUAAAAGUAAAAAGGGGGAAGAACUUUUAGAAUACUAUGGCAAAGAGUCUGAAAAGGUUAAUUUCGAUGGCGUGCCUUAUGUAUUAAUAAAUGACAAGGAGUUUGACCUGUCGGACGAUUUGAAGAAGACAAUAUGCGAUGCUUUGAAAAAUCCGCCGCCUCAAUGUAAAGAGUGAUUGAACAUUUUGUCUCAUUUUUUCUGAAUUUCUAGCAAAUAUAAUUGUACACUUG
Messenger RNA from Cydia pomonella (codling moth), 769 nucleotides. Its product is annotated as GILT-like protein 2. The record is from RefSeq and is a predicted model, not a curated record. Gene Ontology annotation, molecular function: oxidoreductase activity, acting on a sulfur group of donors, disulfide as acceptor. The transcript has 5 exons. Lineage: Eukaryota; Metazoa; Arthropoda; Insecta; Lepidoptera; Tortricidae. Bases 58 to 714 code for a protein of 218 amino acids.